AUGAAUUCGUCCGCUGUCCUGGUAUCCCUAUGCGUUAUUCGCAUCGAGAUUUGUGAUCCAGAAUUAGAAGAAACUACUAGUGAACGUACCAUGGCUGCAAGGAAAAUGAGAGGUUGCAGAGAAUCGAGGGAUAUCAGUGUGGAAACUUACACAAAUGUAACAGAAAACACAUCUCCGUUGUUGUCAAAUCAAAGCACAAGCAAAUCGCAUUCAUCCUCAAGGUCUAAUUCUGAGGAGACAUCAUUUGCAAAUUCUAAUCAUGCUACUGGUCCAGGUGACAUUAACUGUGCUGCUUCCAGCACUUCACCAGAUCAAAUAAGUUUUAUCUCUGGAAAUCCCUUUGUCGAAAUUACAAAAGGCAUUCUCCAUCUUUUUAAGGAAGAUGAGCUGACUGAGAUGCGCUGCGCUGCUGAUCGCAGUCACACCAUCUGUAUCCUGUCAGUACCAGCAACAAUGACUUGCCAUGACCUCCUAACUUUUACAGCAGCUUGUCAUCAGAACAUACAACAUUUUAGAAUUCUUAGAGACGGCAGUCCUAAUCAAUACAUGGCUCUGAUUACCUUCAGAUCAUCAAGCGCAGCGAGCGAGUUCUAUGAAACCUUCAAUGGCGCACCAUACAAUUCUCUGGAACCAGAGGUAGUUUGUCACAUGGUAUUUGUAUCCAGAGUCGAAGUAGGAGAUGAUGGAAUGCCCCUAAGUGGACACACAGAAUUACCAUCAUGUCCCGUUUGUUUGGAAAGAAUGGACGAGAGCGUGGACGGAAUUCUAACAAUAUUGUGCAAUCAUACCUUCCACUCCAGCUGUCUUGUAAAGUGGGGCGAUACGUCCUGUCCGAUUUGUCGAUACGCACAAACACCUGAGCCAUUGGCCGAUAGCCAUUGCAUGGAAUGUGUUGGAGAUGCCAGCAAUGACGCAUUGUGGAUUUGUUUGAUUUGCGGCCAUGUGGGUUGCUCGCGUUAUCAUCAAGGUCAUGCGUUCGAACAUUACCGCGACACACACCAUUGCUACGCGAUGCAACUGGGCAACAAUCGUGUCUGGGAUUACGUAGGUGACAAUUUUGUGCAUCGACUACUGCAGGACAAAGAUGGUAAAAUGGUGGAAGGUGGUCACUCCGCAGCCAAAAGCGAGGGUGCUGCCGUGGAGGAGAAGGUUGAUUCUGUGCAGCUGGAGUUUACAUAUUUAUUAACGUCGCAGUUGGAAACACAACGGCAGUAUUUUGAAGAGAGACUAAGUCGUUCGGAACAACGUUCCAUGGCGGAUAUUAACGAGCUGAGGGAUAAGUUGGGGGAAGUGCUCGAGGAAAACUCGCAGUUCAAGAAGCAAUUUGCGACGCUCAAUCGCGACAAACAGACAUUGGAAAAGCGCUUGCAGCAUUCCACUAACAAAUUAGCACAAGUGCAAGCGGAAUUAACUGAAGAGAAAGACUUGAGAAAAGCCCUGCAACUGAAUCAGACUUUGUGGCAAACAAAAUACAAGAAAUUGCAGGAUGAACUAUCCGAAUUAAAAGCAACUAAAGAAAUCGAGAUCACUGAUUUGAAGGAACAAAUCCGAGAUCUCAUGUUUUUCCUUGAUGCUCAAAAACAGAUCGAGGAGUCUGCCGAUCGAGACGAAAUUGCCGCUGGUCGUAUUGUCAUUCCUCCGAGUUCUAAGAAUGGGAAAUCGUCAGGAUCUCGAGGGCACAAAAGUCACAAGAAGCAUUAACAUCGUUGAGGAGCAGUCAUGGUACUUCGCCUGAAUUCAGAAAUCAAAUCGUCCUCUGCCAUGCGUUGAAGUUCUUGUGCUAUUUUAUCAGCAUCUUUCUCAAAGAUGCUAUCUUCUGAAGAAGACUUCUAAGAAGAUGAAGCAAAGAGAAAUUAUAUAAUAGAGAGAGAAAAAAAGAAAUAUAUUUUUGUAGAAAGAAAUUUUCCAUUUAAAUUAAAUUCUGUGAUAAAAAUUCCGUAUCCUUUAUCUCUCUCUUAAAACAAAUCUAUUUUAUAUUUCUAAAACUUUUUUUAAUAGAUAUUUAAAAAAACGUCACAAAAAUUCUCUUCAAUUUUUUUCGAAAUAUUUGAAAAGAAAAUAACAGUAUUUUACAAAUAAGCUAUUCUUAAAAAUUAUAUUACCUUAGUGCAGAAAAGAAGCCUCGUAUUAGCAAGCACAUGGGAAAAUGUGCCGAAUCGGUGAAAUAGCAUUGCAAAAAACUGAAUGCUCAAUAUGCUGAUGAAUGCAACAAUAAAUAGACAUCCAAUCGGCUCUAGUUUUAAAUAUUCUUUUGCCAAAUGCACCUGUAAAAGAUUGAAAUACAUGUCAUAAAAUAGAUAGUAAUCAAGAAUUAUUUAAUUUAACUUCUGUAAUUAAAGAGCUCAGGACAAGAAAGAAAAAAGUACAUAAUUCAUAAGUUCCUCUUUAGAGCAGAUCUUACAAAUUAUGUACUUUUAACUAUAUACUUUUGCGCUAAGCUUUACAAUUUUAUGUAUUGUAUAAUAUUCUAUAUAAUAUAUGUUAAAUUAGGAUUUGUGUAAUAUCGUCAGAUAUAAGGAAUAUGUGACAUUAUUGUUAAUGAGAACUGAUAAUAAUAUGUUGUUCAUUAUAAAAA
This is a messenger RNA of Formica exsecta, 2575 nucleotides long. Its product is annotated as BRCA1-associated protein. The transcript is spliced from 7 exons. NCBI's taxonomy places the organism in Eukaryota, Metazoa, Arthropoda, Insecta, Hymenoptera, Formicidae. Gene Ontology annotation, molecular function: zinc ion binding; ubiquitin protein ligase activity; nucleic acid binding. Gene Ontology annotation, biological process: Ras protein signal transduction; protein ubiquitination. Bases 1 to 1701 code for a protein of 566 amino acids. Gene Ontology annotation, cellular component: cytoplasm. The record is from RefSeq and is a predicted model, not a curated record.